Messenger RNA from Oncorhynchus masou masou (cherry salmon), 956 nucleotides. RefSeq names its product dehydrogenase/reductase SDR family member 7C-B-like. NCBI's taxonomy places the organism in Eukaryota, Metazoa, Chordata, Actinopteri, Salmoniformes, Salmonidae. The record is from RefSeq and is a predicted model, not a curated record. Gene Ontology annotation, molecular function: oxidoreductase activity, acting on the CH-OH group of donors, NAD or NADP as acceptor. The transcript is spliced from 6 exons. The coding region runs from base 1 to 822 and encodes 273 amino acids. Gene Ontology annotation, biological process: intracellular calcium ion homeostasis.
AUGGGACACCAUCUCCGCCACGACCUCUGCCUCUUGGAGAGUAUGGACCCAGCUGCAAUUCUGCUGGUGCCUGUUGUGGUGGUGGUAACAGCAGUGGUUAUUUUCCUGCACAGUCUGGUGCUCAAAUUCUUGUCCACAGCAAUGGUACACAACAAGGUGGUCGUGAUAACAGAUGCCUUAACAGGACUGGGAAAGGUGAUCGCAGAGACGCUGGAGUAUUAUGGCUGUGUGGAUGUGCUCAUUCUCAACAGCAGCCUUAAAGUCAAGGCCCCAGUACAGAGCACAUCACUGAAGAUGGACAAGCUAGUUAUGGACAAUAACUACUUUGGCUCUAUCACAGUGGCUAAGGGUUUUCUGCCAUCCAUGAUGUCGAGGAGGACUGGCCAUGUGAUUCUGGUCAACAGCAUCCAGGGCAAGCUGGCUAUGCCUUUCCGUGCCACUUAUGCUGCCUCUAAGCAUGCGGUCCAAGCCUUCUUUGACUGUCUGCGGGCUGAGGUCCAAGAGUAUGGCAUCUCUGUCAGCACUGUCAACCACACCUUCAUCAUCUCCCCUCCACCUGGGGAAAAGACCAAGAAGUCCAUCUGGUCAAUCUUCUCCAAACAGAAGUUUAUGGGCAUCACACCAGCAGAGGCUGCCAGUGAGAUCCUGAAGAUUCUGAACAGCAAGAAGAGAGAGGUGGUCAUGGCUCACUCCCUCCCCAAGAUGGCCAUCUAUGCCAGAUCCCUUUUCCCAAAUGUAUUUUUCGCUGUGAUGGCUGCAGGAGUGAAGAAUGCUGCAGGAGUGAAUAAUAUUGCAGCUUUAGCAGAUUCAGAGGAGCUGUAGUCAACAUAGCAUUGGAUUGGCACUGGAUUCUGGAUACUCACCACAUAGAACUGGGAAUAAGAUGAUGUGUUGGGCCAGCACUUAUGAAUGUCAAAUAUGGAGGACCAGCUGAGACCGGAAUAAAAAGAGAAGAA